Messenger RNA from Psilocybe cubensis, 441 nucleotides. RefSeq names its product Protein mago nashi-like protein. The transcript is spliced from 6 exons. Bases 1 to 441 code for a protein of 146 amino acids. Gene Ontology annotation, cellular component: nucleus; exon-exon junction complex. The record is from RefSeq and is a predicted model, not a curated record. Gene Ontology annotation, biological process: RNA splicing. Lineage: Eukaryota; Fungi; Basidiomycota; Agaricomycetes; Agaricales; Agrocybaceae.
AUGUCCCUCGACAAAGACCCUUUCUACCUCAGCACGGGCCACUCUGGCAAGCACGGACAUGAGUUUCUAGAGUUUGAGUAUUCCCAUGGACGCCUGAGAUAUGCGAACAACUCGAACUACCGCAAUGACUCACUCAUCAGGAAAGAGAUGUGGAUCGGGCCUCUUGUCGUUAAAGAGCUCAAGCGCAUCGUAGAGUCGAGUGAAAUCACAAAAGAAGACGAUGCGAACUGGCCCAAAAAGAACAUCGUCGGAAAACAAGAACUCGAAAUCCGCAUUGGGAACGACCAUAUCGCAUUCGAGACUGCCAAAAUCGGCUCGCUCGUUGACAUCCAAGACAGCGAGGACCCCGAAGGGCUCCGUGUGUUCUACUACCUCGUUCAGGAUCUCAAGUGCCUCAUCUUCUCGCUGAUCUCGCUCCACUUCAAGAUCAAACCCAUAUAA